AUGUUUUUCUAUUUAUACUUCAAAAAUAUUCUUAGAGUCAAUGCUUAAUCUAGCAACGAUGAUUAAACAACUAUAAAUUAUAUUUAUUCUACUUUUCCAAGCAGAGAAUUAAAUAUUAAUAACACGCUUGCGUCUUCUAAUAGAAUCAUUUACAAUAAUCAGUAGAAUAUUUUGCUCACUUCAUGGGGUAAUGGUGGAUUGGCAAUAUUUGAUAUUUAAUCUAGCAAUCUUGAGUAUUUUUUCCCUUCUACUUAGCUAAUUAGAGGGAUGGCUUUCACUCAAGAUGGAUUUAUCAUUAUUUUUAUGUAGAAAAAUUGCUUAAAUUCUUAUUAUUAUGAUAGAUAAUAAUUGAAGAGCAAAUUAGUCUUGAAAAGCUAAAGUUAGCAAAUCGAAGCAGAAGUUUUUGAUAUCAUUUUAACUAGUGAUGAGAAUGUUGCGAUCCUUCUUUAGAGCAAUGGAGUAAUAAGUGUUUAUGAUGUUAGACAAAAGAGAAAUGAUGGAGGAAAUUUUUUAUUUCUUGCUUAGAUUGAAGCUAAAUCUAAUUUAAUAUACAGAGGUGUACUUGAUGUAAGCGAAUAAUUUCUAUUUAUAGCUAAUGAUUAUUCAGGUAUGAUCAUGUUUAAUUUCAAUAAAUAGCUCAUACCAAACCAAAAAAACCCUAUCUCUUAGGAUAUAAAAAUAACUUUAUCAUAUCGAGCCUAAAUUCCUUCUGAUUGGUAAAUUGUAGACAUUGCUCUAACAAUCGAUUAAACUUACAUUUAUGCUGCAGAUUGUUGGAGUGGAAUUUAAGUUAUUUAUACUCACAGUGAUGAUCCUGCUAAUCAAUGGAUGCCCGAAUUAAAAGUAAAAAACUAUUGGCCAGACUUAAGUAGCACCAUACCUAUGUCUUUAAAGCUAACUUUAGAUAACUAAAAACUGUUAGUAGCUUCUAGAUAGCAAGGAGUGUUAAUUUUAGAUAUAUCAAAUAAAAGUAAUCCAGUAUUAUUUUAAAGAAUCAGUAUCAAAGGUCAUGCUUUUUCAGUUUAGUUGACUAAUUAAGAUUAACAACUAUUCUACGCAAAUGGAGAUACAAUAUUUGAAUACGAAAAAGUAACACCAAAUCUUAGUUAAGACAUCCCUAAUCUUAGCAAUGAUCAUAUUGCUAAAUUAUAUUAAAUUGGAAAUUAUCAAUACAGAUGGAGAUGCUAUGUUUCGUAGGAUGAUAGUUUUUUCUUUGGGGCAUUUGAUAAAGUAGGGCUAUUUGUCUACUCCUUAAAAACUGACCCAAAUAAUUAAGCUAUCAUAAAUCCUUAUCAAAUGAAGCAGGUAAAUCAUAUAAACUUUGUAGAACAAACCUCUAUCGAUUGUGUUUUAUUCUUUUACGAAGUAGAUUUAUUAUUCUUAGCUGUAUCAUAAGAAAGCUCGAAGCUCUUUGUAUAUAAAAUAAGCGAAGUAACAAAAUUAAAUAAUAAUUCGGUAUAGCCAAUUUUUAAAAUGCCUUUUAACAACUCAAAUACAAUUUCUGAAACCUUAGUAGCAAAUAAAAAUAAAACAAUGAUAGCAGUGACUGUUGACAAUGGUUUCUUAUUGAUUAAUUGUAGCAAUCCCUAAUAAAUAAAAAUCAUUUCGUAAUAUCUUGUUCCACCUCGAAUGAUAGGAAUAUGUAAUGGUAUUAUUUUUUCUGAUGAUUCUAAAUUUAUAAUUCUUGCAAUGAGGAAUUAUGGGUUUAUCUCAGUUGAUAUUUCCAAUCCUACUUAACCUUAAUUCGGAGAUGAAAUUUAAACACUAGGAGGUGAAUUCAUAUUAAGUAGCUUAACAAAAGAUAACUUUGCAUAUAUAAGUGAUGGAUACAAGGGGUUUGUUAUCUUAGAUCUAAAUUAACUUCCCAAUUUUAAAUUUGUUAGGUAUUAAGUAGAUGGAUGGCUAAACCAUAUAACACCUUUUUCAUUAGAAAAUUAUUUACUACUUUCUCACAUGGAUAAUGGUUAUAUAAGUCUUUUAAGUGUAGCAGACAAGAAAAAUCCGAUUACUCUUUCUAGGCAAUUUAAGUAAAAUCAGAACGCUAUGUCAUCUUGCCUCACCUAAGAUUAAAAACACCUUUUUAUAACAAACAACUUUGGAGUAAAUGUUAUUCCCCUACAAAGCGAGAUUAUGAUGCAUACCUAAGUUUUGUUAAUUAGUGGAAUAGAAAACGGAAAUAUUUCUUAUACGCCUUAUAACCUUUAAGAUAAUCUUCAAAUAGGGCAAAGUUUUUUAUUUUAAUUCAUACCUAUCUACCCAUAAAAUAGUUUAUUGCUUUAGAAUAUUCAAUAUUAGAGCCCAGAAAAUAUUUUGGUAGAUCCUCCUAGCUGGAUAAAUUAUCAUUUAUCUUCUUACUCUGUGUAGAUUGAUGCAGUUAAAGAGGGUUUAGGAUAAAAUGUUUCUUUACCUAAUUUGAACUCUAUUGUUUUGACAUUUCAAACUACUUUAGGUCCUGAUUCAUUUGUGUACUCAGACAUUGGAGAUGGUGUUACUACUGAUUCGACAAUGGGCUCGAACAUUAUGCAAUAUUUAGUUAACUAAGACAUAAUUAGUAACAACAGUUAUGCUUCUUCAAAAUUUUUAUCGUAACGAUAAAUUAAUUUUGCUGAAUUAAAUUUAGGAGGGAUAGAAAAAAAUCCAGCACUACAAGAAAGAAUCACUUUUACUAUACUUAGAUCAAUACAAAAAAAUCCUAUCAUGUUCUAUAUCGCACCUUCGUUAAAUUUUAAUGUAAGUACUGGAACUAUCAGUUCACUUUCUAACUAAGUGAAUUUAUACUUAAGCGUUGAUAAGUCACAGGCUCUAUUUAUCUAAAUACCAUAUGCUGGUGUGUUAUCUUCAUUUAACGACGAUGGUUCAUCUGUGAAAUUAGAAGGUAGUGCAUAAGCACUAAAUUUAUUAUUUUAAAAUUAAAAAAUAGUUUAUUUCUCAAAUUUAACUAGCAUCUCUGCAAUAAACAUUAGCUUUUACUUACAAGAUAACAUAAACUAUGACAUUUAAACUUGUUAUCUUUUAUCUGAUUUAGCUCUUCCUUAUAUUCCUCCUUAAUAAUAAAUAAAUAACACAAAAUUUUCUAAUGAUCCUACUAAAAUUUUACGAUAAAAAUUACACACAAUCAUGAAUCCCAAUGAAAAAAAACUUUAGCAAUAAUUUAAUUCAAUUUUUCCUAAUUCAGAAGUUUCUGUAGAAGAAAGUGUUUCAUUUGAAUUUUCUGAAUCUACGUUUGAAAGUCCAGAUGGACUUCAGUUGACAUACGAGAUUCUUUACAGCAAAGAUAACCAAGAUUAUACCUAAUUAAAUGGAUAGCUUUGGUUAUAACAAUCCUCUCGAUCUUUAAAAUUUCAAGGAACGCCACCCAUAUCUAUGUUUAAUACAGACGUAUACAUUAAAGUAAUAGCUUCUGAUGGUUAUACUCUGUUUAUGAUAUAUUUGUAAUUUAAAUUCGUAAGCUUCUUCCUUAAUGCAAUAUUCAAAAGAAGAAAUAUUUACUCAACUGAGUUAUGCAUUGUCAAUAGUUUUUUUUGCAAAAAAAUUACACUGCUGGGAGACGAAAAUGAAAAAGCUAUAUGCCUUUUCAACUCAUUAAAAAGACAUAUGAAUAUAAAAUAGAAAAAGAAAAAGAAAACCAAGAGACCCACACUGAAAGCAAAAUCAAUCCUUGUCUAUGGAUUGAGUAUAAAUUCUAACAAAGGAGAAUUGGAAGAGGAAGAAAACAAGAAAUAAAAUGCUAAAAAUUAAGAAAAUGAGAAUAUUGAAGAAGUUUAAUAAGAAAAAUCUUUAAAAAUAGUAAAUUGCGACGAACUAAACUAAAAUUUUGUUGGGUUGAGUAAAAAUAAUAGUAUGCAAAGUAACUUUAGAAUAAGUAAUAUGAAUUUGAACGAAUUCAGUAAUAACAUUAUGAAUUUUGCUGCUCUAAGUGCUGCAGCAAAAGAUGACAAGUCUUAACUAGAUAUGAGCUCUAAUUUAAAUAAGUCAAAGCUUCAAAGAGCCUAUCAAAUGAGCGAACUUAGAGAGAACUAACUUUUAUUUAUUAAUAGACUAAAACAAAUCAAAAAGCCAAAAAACUCACUGAACCCAAUAAUCAACUAGUUCUCCAGAGCUGAUGGAAGCAUCAGAUUCUCUAAAAUUAUUUAAUACAUGAUAUAAGAAAAGAUAACUUUUAGCUACAACAAUGAAGAGUAUUAAGCAAAAUCUUUGAUCAAAGAUUUAAAAGAUUAACAAUCUCGUCUUUAUAAGUGUGUAAGAGCUGUCAUAGCUAGAUACGUUCUUUAGUUUGACGAGAGGACAGAGUUAUUUUUCGAAUUUCUCAAAGAAGAAGCAUAUAGCAGAUUUAAUUACACUUAAAAAGAUUGGUACAAACAUUACACAUAAAUAAUUUGCUCCUCCUCUAUUAUGAAUGAAAAACUUUAAGUAAUUUGCUUUCCUAGUGUUUUAAUCAAAAAGGAUGUCAUUAAAUAAACUCUUGUCAAUCUUAGACUGAUAAAUUAAAAUGAAGCGAUGGAAAAAGCUAUUUCUAAAGAUUUUAUUAACUUGAGCUUGGUAUAUGAACUCCUUAUUGCUGAAGCUCUUGGUUUACUUGAUUAUACUCCAAACGCUUUCUCCAAAAGCUAAGGUGAAUCCAUUCAUUUAAAUUUCUUUUAGAUUAGUUCAGUCGAAGCCUUCAAAGCAAUUAAAAAUCCACGCUGUUAGGGCCUCAGAAAAAUGAUGAAUAUGACACUUGCCAAUUAUGGAGCUACUUAAAAUAUGAAAUUACCUAACUGGAUCAAAUUUGACUAAAAAUCUGGCUGCAUCAUUUUACAAGGUGUUCCUACAUCAUCUGAUUUAGAAGAUAUAACCAUCAGGAUACUUGAUAAAUAAAAUUUUAUAAUUAGGGAAUUCCCACUAAAAGUGGUUGAUGAAGAAAAGGAAAUACAAUAUGAAUUUGAUGUAGAUUCCAUAGCCAAUACAACAAGAAAAAGUUUCUCCUAAGACUAUAUAACAAGUACAAAUUUAAUCUAUAAAAACUAUUUCUUUUCAGAAUUAGGCUCUCCAACUUAGUUUUAAAACUCUUCUAAUAACUAAACAAAGCCUUCAUUAUUCUCUAACUUCAAUAAUCCUUCUCUUAUCAAUAAUAAAUCCUAAAAGGGUCCUCCCUCAAUAUUUAAGAAAGAACCAGAUAUAGAAAAUAAUGGAAAUUAACAAGAUUCUAAAGAAAAGUAGUAAUGUUCACCAAUAUAUUCUUAAGACGAAUGCAAUGACCCAAGCUAAUAAGAUCCUGUUAACGAAAAAGACAAUGCUUCUUCUUCGUUUUACACAUAAAAAUAGAUAUAAGGCCCAUCCUCUAAGAUUGAAGAAAGCUUAGAGCUAGAUAAAAACUGCCCUAAUGAAUCCCCUAAAUAAAAAAAGGGCCAAACAUACUUGAUAGAAAAUGAUUUUGUUGAGACAAAAUAAAAAUAAAUUGGAUUAAAUAUGAAAAUGGAAACAUUUGGAAUGAUAUAAAAGAGUAAAUCUAUAAAAACCCAACAAAUCAUAGACUCUCAAGACGAAAAAAUAAUCGAAGAAUAAAGCAUCAUAGACUAAAGCAAUUAAAAAUAAACUCCUAAUUAAUUUCUUCAUAGUCAAAAUAAUAGAGAAUGCUUUUACCAACAAAGAUUUUCAGAUUAUAUUUAAUAAUGA
This is a messenger RNA of Tetrahymena thermophila SB210, 5655 nucleotides long. RefSeq lists its product as hypothetical. The transcript has 3 exons. The record is from RefSeq and is a predicted model, not a curated record. Lineage: Eukaryota; Ciliophora; Oligohymenophorea; Hymenostomatida; Tetrahymenidae.